Messenger RNA from Ctenocephalides felis (cat flea), 4061 nucleotides. RefSeq lists its product as uncharacterized. Lineage: Eukaryota; Metazoa; Arthropoda; Insecta; Siphonaptera; Pulicidae. The record is from RefSeq and is a predicted model, not a curated record. Gene Ontology annotation, biological process: innate immune response; cellular response to stress; response to cytokine. The transcript has 22 exons. Gene Ontology annotation, cellular component: cytoplasm. The coding region runs from base 32 to 3835 and encodes 1267 amino acids. Gene Ontology annotation, molecular function: protein binding; DNA-binding transcription factor activity; DNA binding.
AAAAUCCAAGAGCGAUGAUAUUAAAACGAAAAUGAUGGCUGUAGGUCCUGAAAAUGUUAAAGUAGUUAAAUUAUCUCUAGAACCUAUUAUAAAUCAGAUGGAAAGCAUUUUGAUGGAAUGGAUUACUAAGAAUAAAAAUGAUGUUGAACUUGAGUAUUCGACCAUUAGAUCAAAGGCUUUAGAAAUUGUUGAAGAUCUUGCAAAAAAUAAUGAGCGAAAAAUAGGAAAUGUUUCUGUUUAUCUUCAGAGUUAUAACUUCAAUGCUAGCAGAGCUUGGUAUGAACGAUUUCUUAAAUGUCACAAUUUACAGAAAAAAUCUAGAAAAGAAUGCAUAAUAAUGAGGGAAAAAAACGUCAAAGAUGUAAUAAAUCAAGAUCCAAUGUUUGCUGACGAUAUGAGUUACCGAAGUCAUAUCAGCCCCGUUUCAUCCUCAAUGGAAUCUACUUCGAUUGGAUCUCCUAAUUCGAGCUCCAUGUCUCCGUAUUCAGUAAAUGAAAACUCACCCGAUCCAAGCAGAUAUGUAAUGGCUGAUAUUCCCCAUAAUACAGAGAUGUCUUUUUUAUUAAAUGAUAAUCCACAAGGAGAGGCACAUCUAGUGAUACUGGAACAACCAACAGACAAGUUUCGAUUUAGAUAUCGUUCUGAAAUGAUGGGUACACAUGGCAGCCUAAUGGCCAAGAGCUCAGAAAGAAUGAAAAAAGUGUAUCCUACUGUAGAGUUAAGAAACUAUUCUGGUCCAGCAAUCGUAUCUUGCUCAUUAUAUCAAGUCACUGAACAAAAUAGAUCUCCACAUUCCCAUCAUCUCGUAUUGAAGAACUCUCAAAAUUCUGAGGAGAUCAGAGAUCCUCAUAAUAUCGAAGUUCAUGAUGGUACAGGUUAUAUUGUUGCUUUUCCUGGUAUGGGAAUUAUACACACAGCCAAAAAAUUCAUAGCUGAUGAAUUAUACAAUAAAAUGCUCAAAGAUUUUGAUCGGCGCAAAAAACCAUUGAGACAAAGUGAAAAAAUAGAGUUGAGAAAUCAAUGUAUGCAAGAUGCAAAGUAUAUGAACUUGAACUCAGUAUGUUUAUGCUUUGAAGCAUUUAAUGCUAUAACAUGGGAACCUAUUUGUAAACCAAUUUAUUCUACACCUAUUAAUAAUAUGAAAAGCGCUAUGACUGGAGAUCUUCGCAUAUGCAGACUCAGUCGUCGUUUUAGUUCUGCGAUGGGAGGCGAAGAAAUAUUCUUAUUCGUUGAAAAAGUAUCAAAAAAAAAUAUUAAAGUAAAAUUCUAUGAGUUGGAUGAGGAUGAUUGUGAAGUAUGGAAUGCUUUUGGAUCGUUCAGUGAAUUUGAUGUUCAUCACCAGUAUGCAAUUGCACUUAAAACGCCACCAUAUAAAGAUCAGAACAUUCAAGAAGACAGAAAAUGUUAUAUUCAGUUACUGAGACCUACUGAUAAUAGUGUUAGUGAACCACUAGAUUUUUUGUAUAAACCAUCAGCUCGUAUAUUGGGUUCUGAUCGCAAAAGAGUACGCAUGGAUUCAAACUUCAAUAGCGAUGAAUUUUUGAGUACUUUGCCAACAGUGUUAACCAGUAUGAAUUUAUCGACACCAGAAUUCAUCAGUAAUGAAUACAGCUCAUUGACACUUUGCGAGAGUGAUAUGAAAGAUGCUAUGAACUCUGAUGAAUUUAAAAACUUUCUUGAGAUGGUUCAUAAUGAUAUAAGCAACACAAGAAGUUUGGACUCCCAGGGGGAAUCCGAAUCAGAAAGUUCGUUGACCACAGAUUGUAUGGGGCGCAGCAAACCAACUGUUUCUACCUCUGAAGUUAGAAUAGUACAUGCUCAGAUGGCUGAUAUGGUACAAUUAUCCAAUCAAAACGUUUAUAUUGAACAACAAAGUUCUGAUAAGGUUGAAAUUCUUGAACCAAAUACACAAAAGGGAAAAAAAAUUGUGAAAUUGCGAGGUGGACGCCCUUCACCAUCAAAUGCUGAUAUUGAAUCAAAGAAGUUUGAAGACACUUCAAAGAAAUCUGGUAAUGAAAAACCAGUACUAAAUAGGAAGGACAAGUCAGUAGAAUCUCAAAGAGAAUUUUUCAGAAGUCUUAAUAAUUUACGUGGAGGCUGGUUGCCACCAAAUGAUGAUGAUUCUGGAUCUAAAACAGGCAAGGAAGGGAAAUUCUUGGAUUAUCUCAAAUUAAAGAAAGUCAAUGAUAAUGAUAAUGCAGAUAUUGAACGUUCUAUAAAUAUAGCAAAGGAAAGAUCUACUAAAUUGCAAACAUUCAUUGAUUUUGAAAUUAAACAUCAGCUAAUAAUGCUUUUGAAGAAUGUAAAGGAUCCUACAGCUGCCAAUGACUCAAAAACUAAGAGAGAUAAUGAAUCUGCUGUUACAAAAUUAUUCAUGACCGGAGAAAAUGGGAAUACGGUUUUGCAUGGAGCUGUGGACCUGGAUGAGAUGAGCAUAGCACGAGAUAUGUUAGAUUUGCUUGUUCACUGUAAUUUAAGUGAAUUGCUUAAUGUUAAGAAUCAUUUUGGAAAAUCUAUACUUCAUGCGGCCAUCGAGAAAAAACAUUAUACAUACAUCAAACCUCUUCUUGCAGCAGGAAUAAAUCCUAAUAUUACUGAUGAUGAUGGGAACACUCCAUUACAUACAGCAGUGCGAGAAAAGUGUUUGAAUGCAGUAACUCAUUUGUUAAAUUCAAAGUCCAAACAUAAAGUUGAAAUUGAUGUUGAAAAUAAUGAUGGUAAAACAGCUCUUCAUCUAGCUGUGGCUGGAGGAAACUGCCAGAUUGUUGCAAAGCUGUUGGCCAAAAAUGCAGAUGUAAACCAUGGCGAUGCGCUCAAUGACAAUACUGCAUUACACAUUGCAGUCGAAAAUAAUCAUCCUGAUGUUGUGAAAAUUUUAUUGGAUGUUCCAAAUAUUUCAGUUGAUGAAUACAAUCGGCAAGGACAUACGCCCCUGCAUUUAGCUUGUGUUAUAAAUAGUGGAAAAGGAUCUGAAAUCAUUGUUCACAAGCUUCUUGAGGCUCAGGCUGAUCCUUUAAUGCCGAUGGAUUCGGUGAAACACGAACCAAAAAGUGAUGACGAAGAUUCUGAUCAGGAAGAUCGAUUGGAGAUUGGCAAUGCUUUUGAACUAGCUACAUCAAAUCCUCAAAUUCUAGAGUUAUUAAAAAAAUAUACCAAGAACCGAGAACAAAGUUCCGAGUCUGCAAGGGUUUCCGCAAAUGCCGAGAUCUUCCACGACGCCUUGGACCAAGAGUUUGCCCAAAUAAAAAUCGAACACAACGACGUGUGCUCCUUCGACGAGGACACUGUGAUUCAAUUGUCAAAAAUUUUGGACAAAUCGGAAAAUUGGAUAAAUGUGGCAGAAAUGCUCGGAUUUACAACACUUAUGAACUUCGUCGACAAAGAAUCGCAAAGUCCAACUAGAAUCCUACUGGGACAUAUAGAGAUUCUAGAGUUAUUAAAAAAAUAUACCAAGAACCGAGAACAAAGUUCCGAGUCUGCAAGAGUUUCCGCAAAUGCCGAGAUCUUCCACGACGCCUUGGACCAAGAGUUUGCCCAAAUAAAAAUCGAACACAACGACGUGUGCUCCUUCGACGAGGACACUGUGAUUCAAUUGUCAAAAAUUUUGGACAAAUCGGAAAAUUGGAUAAAUGUGGCAGAAAUGCUCGGAUUUACAACACUUAUGAACUUCGUCGACAAAGAAUCGCAAAGUCCAACUAGAAUCCUACUGGGACAUAUAGAGAACACUGGUCACCUGAGCUACCAGACUUUGAUCGAUAUAUUACAGGGUCUAGAUGAGUUAGAGUGUGCAAACAUAAUCAAAUCCAUUGUACAAAGGACAAAUACCAAUCCGUAAUUUUUUAAAAUUGACAAUUAUUUGUGAUGAAUUAAUAUUUGUUAUGAGAUUUUUUUACUUUAGUAAUAUGAAACACUACAUUUAAUGUUGGAUAUUUAAUCAUGGAUAGGUAAGGAUGAUUUUUUUAUGCUAACUGCUCUCUCUAGCUACACACAUGAAUUCAAUUAUUACAAAAUGAAAUUAUGAAAUUUUAAAAAUAUAGCUUUGUUACUUUACAGAAUAAAAU